UAUCCCAAAAAGAAAGAAAAAGUUGAUGAAGGAAUCACGUUACACAUGGGAGCAGUGUAUUUACGACAAACAGAUCCCAUUUCAUUGCCACGCUCGCAGUUUCCUUGUUUGUCCCUAACUGCCUCUUUUCCCACUCUUAAUUUCUAUAGAUUUCUAUUGGAGGUUUGUUCUUCGAUCCCAAUUAUAUUCUGAUCGUGAGUUCGAGAUUUAUUAAUUUGAGUUUUGCUACAAUGCCGUCACUCUAUGGAGGUCCUCUUACUACAUUUGAAGACUCUGAAAAGGAAAGCGAAUUUGGUUACGUUAGAAAGGUAUCUGGACCAGUGGUUGUUGCAGAUGGAAUGGCUGGGGCUGCCAUGUAUGAACUUGUUCGUGUCGGACACGACAAUCUUAUUGGUGAAAUUAUUAGGUUGGAAGGAGAUUCUGCUACAAUCCAGGUCUAUGAAGAAACAGCUGGGCUGAUGGUGAAUGAUCCUGUCCUGCGUACACACAAGCCCCUGUCAGUAGAGCUUGGUCCUGGAAUCUUGGGAAACAUCUUCGAUGGUAUUCAGAGGCCGCUGAAGACAAUUGCAAAAAGAUCUGGUGAUGUGUACAUUCCUCGAGGUGUAUCUGUUCCAGCCCUUGACAAGGAUAUACUCUGGGAAUUUCAGCCUAAGAAAAUAGGCGAGGGAGAUAUCUUAACAGGUGGAGAUCUAUAUGCUAACGUCUUUGAGAACAGCUUAAUGGAACAUCAUGUUGCACUUCCUCCAGAUGCCAUGGGAAAAAUUACUUACAUUGCUCCCGCUGGUCAUUACUCUUUGAAGGAUACCGUUCUUGAGCUCGAGUUUCAAGGUGUCAAAAAGCAGUUCACUAUGCUUCAGAGUUGGCCUGUGCGUACACCUAGACCGGUUGCCUCAAAGUUAGCUGCCGAUACUCCUCUUCUUACUGGACAGCGUGUUCUUGAUGCUCUUUUCCCUUCGGUGCUUGGGGGUACUUGUGCUAUACCAGGUGCAUUUGGCUGCGGUAAAACAGUGAUUAGUCAAGCUCUUUCCAAGUACUCUAACUCAGACACUGUGGUCUAUGUUGGUUGUGGGGAAAGAGGGAAUGAAAUGGCUGAGGUACUAAUGGAUUUUCCUCAAUUGACAAUGACAUUGCCUGAUGGGCGUGAAGAGUCUGUCAUGAAACGUACCACACUUGUUGCUAAUACUUCAAACAUGCCUGUCGCUGCUCGUGAGGCCUCAAUCUAUACAGGCAUUACUAUAGCAGAAUAUUUCAGAGACAUGGGCUACAAUGUAAGCAUGAUGGCAGAUUCAACAUCUCGUUGGGCUGAAGCUUUACGUGAAAUUUCAGGUCGACUGGCAGAGAUGCCUGCAGACAGUGGAUAUCCUGCAUAUCUUGCUGCACGUUUGGCAUCUUUCUAUGAGCGUGCUGGUAAAGUGAAAUGUCUUGGUGGACCAGAGAGAACUGGGAGUGUGACAAUUGUUGGUGCUGUUUCUCCUCCUGGAGGAGAUUUCUCAGAUCCUGUUACAUCUGCAACCCUGGGUAUUGUUCAGGUCUUCUGGGGACUCGACAAAAAAUUGGCACAGAGGAAACACUUCCCUUCUGUAAAUUGGCUUAUUUCCUAUUCAAAAUACUCAGGGGCCUUGGAGUCCUUCUAUGAAAAGUUUGAUCCUGAUUUUAUCAACAUAAGGACAAAAGCCCGUGAGGUUCUGCAAAGGGAGGAUGACCUAAAUGAAAUUGUGCAACUUGUUGGGAAGGAUGCUCUAGCAGAAACAGAUAAAAUCACUUUGGAAACUGCUAAGCUCUUGAGGGAGGACUACCUUGCACAAAAUGCAUUUACUCCGUACGACAAAUUCUGUCCUUUCUACAAGUCUGUUUGGAUGUUGCGCAAUAUUAUCCAUUUCUAUAACUUAGCCAACCAGGCUGUUGAACGAGGAGCAGGUAUGGAUGGCCAAAAGAUUACCUACACUAUCAUUAAGCAUCGCCUAGGGGAUUUGUUCUACCGUUUGGUGUCCCAAAAAUUUGAGGAUCCGGCCGAAGGAGAGGAUGCUUUGGUAGCCAAGUUUAAGAAGCUUUAUGAUGAUUUGAUUUCUGGUUUCCGCAACCUUGAGGAUGAAACUCGAUGAAUCCUUCAGUAGAUGUAUUCCAGUUCUUGGAUGGAUCCAACCAGCUCCGAAGUAGCAUUUUCGCCGAAUCAGUUGUGGUGUUGUCCACACUAAAAUGGCAGUUUGGAUCCUAGAGUUGGAUAAGCAAAAAUUUGAAGGUGCUUGGCUCGGCAUUUUAUAUCUGUUGUUUAGUUGGUGUAACUCAGUUUAUUUAGCAGCAGGGUAAGUUAAGGGGUCGUUUAGGUGAUUCAUAUAAUUUCAGUUCUAUCUUUAUCAUCAGACUUGAAAAAUAAAGGUGAUGGAAGAAUGCACCUAAGAGUUAUUGUCACUUGGGUAUAUAAUGCACCGGUCUUUGUUUUGUUGUUACCAGAUGUGCGAUACGUUACAAUAAAUGUCUACGGGAUACUGAUCAUUUUAUAUUCAAA
Molecule: messenger RNA, 2506 nt
Organism: Capsicum annuum
Lineage: Eukaryota; Viridiplantae; Streptophyta; Magnoliopsida; Solanales; Solanaceae
Product: V-type proton ATPase catalytic subunit A
Exons: 20
Coding region: 231-2102 (623 amino acids)
Biological process (GO): proton transmembrane transport; ATP metabolic process
Cellular component (GO): proton-transporting V-type ATPase, V1 domain; plant-type vacuole
Molecular function (GO): proton-transporting ATPase activity, rotational mechanism; ATP binding; ATP hydrolysis activity
Source: RefSeq, a predicted model, not a curated record